CAAACACCACACUGAAACAAAUCAAAGUUAUAUUAAAUAAAAUAUCACACUGAAAAUAAAACAAGUGUUACACUGAAUAAUCACCAUAGUGAAUUAAAUUUGGAAGUAAUGUUGAGCCAGAAUAAUAAUGAGUUAGAAAUGUAAUUUACUUUUUCAUCCCGUCAUAUCAAAAGUUCACACUUUUAAUUCUAGAAAAUGUUUAUAUUGAACUGAUGCAAAACGUUUUGACUUACAUAUCAUCAACUUAUCGCGUCAUAUGACUUCACAGUCUAGAAUUAAUCUCAAAAAGUUGUGAUACUGUAAGUUUGGUAUGCGUGCUAUACAGAACUUUGAGUCCUCUCGAGAAUACCUGAAAAUACAGCAAGGAAUAUCUCUAAAGAAGCCAGAUGAAGCUGUUUAACGUUUUUAAUACUUGAAAACCUGAUUCUGCUUCACCUUGGGGAUUCUGUAUUCGAGGGGGAAGAGAUUUUGAUCAACCACUUAUUAUAUCUUCUGUGAGUCUUGGAAGUCUGGCAGAUAUCAGUGGCUUACGUACUGGAAUGCGUGUUUUAUCUAUUGGCGGUGAUCCUACUAGCAAAAUGACUCACCAACAAGCUAUUCAAGCAAUUAUACGUUGCUGCAAUGAUCUGGAAAUGGAGGUCUAUGAUACUGGUUUAAAUAAUUCUGGCUAUUCUACACCACUUCAUCAAAUGAACAUGUCUAUAACACAAUCAUCACUAAGUAUUGAACUUCAUAAACCAACAGAACCACUAAAACCGCAAACAGUUAUAUCUAAACUUGUUCAUAUUGGUACAAAUCCAAUAAUAACUCGUUCUCAUUCACCUAAUGGAAUAACAAUAAGAUCAUACAGUCCAAACUCAACUACACUACAUAAUCGGAUAUUGGCUGAAAAACUAGAUUCAAAUCGUACAUCACCAAUUUACACACCACAAAAUAAUAUAAGUUUAAAGUCAUGUUAUUCAUCAUCAUAUAAUCUGUGUAAAUAUAGUACGAUGAAUCAACCACAGCCUAAUAUCAAAAUUAACGCAAAACCAGAUAAUUCUUUACUAAGAGGAGUGAUACGUUCAAAAGAUUUUAAAAUUAAUCCUAUAUGUCAUGUAUGUCAACAACAAAUACACGGACCAUUUAUCGAUACGAAUGACAGAUGCUUUUGUCCAAAUCAUUUCAUAUGUGAUUAUUGUCAUCGACCACUAAACGAAGACGGUUUUGCUGAACAGAAUGGAAAAUUAUACUGUGAAGAAGAUUUUAAACAAUAUAUUGCUUAUAAAUGCACCAAGUGUAAUUUACCAAUUAUUGGUCAAAUUAUCAAAGCAAUAAAUCGAACAUGGCAUCCAUAUUGUUUCAUUUGUUAUUACUGUCAAAAACCAUUAGAUGAUAUAUUUCAUGUAGAAGAUGAUAAUCGUGUAUUAUGUGAAGAACAUUGGAAACAAUUUCAUGAGAUCGAAUGUGCGAAGUGUAAACAAUCCAUUUCAGAGAUCGACCGUUUUAUUCAAGCUUGUGGAAAACAAUAUCAUGCAAGAUGUUUUAGUUGUGCUGCAUGUCAAAAACCCCUUGAAGGUAAACCAUUUCAUACUAGAAAUCAAAAACCUUUCUGUCUCAUACAUGCGAAUGCAGUCGCACUAUUUGGUUGA
This is a messenger RNA of Schistosoma curassoni, 1631 nucleotides long. The record is from the annotation of a GenBank genome assembly. Lineage: Eukaryota; Metazoa; Platyhelminthes; Trematoda; Strigeidida; Schistosomatidae.